UAAAAGCUUCCAUUUGUAUGAAUAACAGAGAAAAUUCUCCAUCUUUAUUUCAAAGAAGAUUAAAAAUGUCCGAUUUCAAGAAACCAACUGCACCUAAACACCACCAUAGCUGCAGUGAAGGCGGCGAAGUGUUUGGCAGUAAUAAUAAAGAAAAUUGUAAACCCUUAUCGACAAAUGGGUCUGCGCCAACGAAGGUAUCAUCAAAUAUGAAAUCUUUUUCCACCGGCAGAGUCCUGAAACCGUCCUCUUUACAGUCGUGCAUGCAGAUAAACGAGCCUGAUAAGGGCCUGUUUAAGCCUAUGUUGUGGGACUCUGACAACUCAGCUUCUAAUUCCUUACAAAUUUGGGACUUUUCUGAUUCCGAAGCUGCUCCUGCUUCUUCUUGGUCCACAUUGCCUAACAGGGCUUUGUUAUAUAGAGCUUUGCCAUUGGACAUAGGGAGAUGUACUUGUGUUAUUGUCAAAGAAGCAUUGCCGGAAGGUUUAAACGGUGGCUCACUCUAUUCACUCUAUACUAAUGAAGGACAUGGAAGGCAGGAUCGGAAACUAGCUAUAGCACACCAUAAGCGCAGAAAUGGAAAGUCAGUGUUUACAAUAGCUCAGAUUUUGAAAGGAGUUUUGUCUAGUUCGGAUGAUAGUUUCGUCGGGACUAUAACAGCUAACUUCACUGGUUCCAAGUAUCACAUAUGGGAUCAGGGUAGCCGCCUCAAUUCGCCUUCUAAGCACCGAAAUCCACUCCUGGGUGUUGUUACAUUUGUGCCUACAGUAACCACAUGCACAGGAAGUUGUAGAAGUAUGAGAGUGUACAUACCUAAGCACCAAUCAAUGCAGCUAAAGAACACAACUCAGAUGCAACAUAGUAACGGUCUACCUAAGGAUUGGGAUCGAAAAAUGGACAAAGUACAUAAACUACUUUCAAGAACUCCAACUUACAAUAACACUUCGAAGCAAUAUGAGUUGGACUAUAGAGACAAGGGCAGAGCUGGACUUAGAGUACAAAGAUCAGCGAAGAAUUUCCAACUGACAUCAGAGGAGAAUGGCAAACAAACAAUUUUGCAGCUAGGAAGGGUGGCAAAAUCAAAGUUUGUGAUGGAUUUCAGAUAUCCGUUAACCGGUUAUCAAGCUUUUUGCAUUUGCUUGGCUUCAAUUGAUACAAAACUUUGUUGCACAGUUUAGUCACAAUCUGCUACCAUCUUUUUGAAGUUCAAUCUCUGAACACAAUUAUUUUUUUUGUGCUACCAACAUUUAGCUGAUGAACAUUUUUUCGAACUGUCAAAUUUCCAUGUAAAGGCUGUGUGAUAUUAUAAUUUUAUGUAUGCAUAAUUGGUUUACAAGUUCA
Mercurialis annua (annual mercury) is the source of this 1338-nucleotide messenger RNA. Its product is annotated as tubby-like protein 8. NCBI's taxonomy places the organism in Eukaryota, Viridiplantae, Streptophyta, Magnoliopsida, Malpighiales, Euphorbiaceae. The coding region runs from base 18 to 1175 and encodes 385 amino acids. The record is from RefSeq and is a predicted model, not a curated record. The transcript has 9 exons.